UUCUCACCGCUGACGUACAUUCUCAGUGGCAGCGCCGCUGUGGCAAAUUAACGUUUAAAGAAGCAAGGCACCACUGUACGUUUUUGAAGCCAACGCAAAAACUGCUGGACCGCUCGACGUCUCGAACGCCGCAAGCCAGGUUAAUCGCCGAAAUGUGCUAGUUGUUAAUCGGCGACAACGUAGCAUAGCGCCAGCCGACAUUAGAAGCCCCUAAUUACAUGAGUGAGCGUCCACAGUGCUUCCCGCCCCGCAAUGUCGAGUUCGCGACUGGAUGAAUUACGGCGCGCACUAAGUAGAGUGGCCGAUUUCACAGAGGUGCACAACUCAUUCAUCAAUGCCCACAUGGUGGACUUCUACACAAACCAACACUGGGAGCACCUCGUGGACGCCGAUGUCGGCAGGGACCUGCUCAGCUUGACUGAACAAGAACUUUUGUGCUUGGGAACUGGGCAGUUCAUGAAUCUUGAAUGCGUGAGGGCCGGCCGCGUGCCAGCGCUGCAUUCCUUGGCGCUCGAACUGGAGCGACACACACUGUCCGCGCUCGGGGCUCUCAGCAGCGGCGACCGGCUCGCACACCCGGCGGCCUACAGCGAGAGCAGCAGCUUUGCGGCGCGCGGCAUGAGCCCCAAGAAGGAGCACGAGGUGGAUGCCAUGGCCGAGCUGGUGGGCUCGCUCGCGCAGCGCCUGGACGUCCGGCAGCUGCUGGACCUAGGCAGUGGCAAGGGUUACCUGGCCGCGCGACUGUGCGGGCCGCCGCACGCGUUGCGGGUUCUGGCCGUCGACAGCUCGGAAGCGCGGAACCUCAGCGCCCGCGAGCGUGCCGCCAAGAUGCUCUGCGCCGAGCGCCUGCAGACACUCACGGCCAGCGUGGACGAUCGGUUUGACGUGGAUGCCGCGCUGGACGGCAGCGACGGGCGCCUACUCGUGUGCGGCCUGCACACGUGCGGCGAGCUGGGACCCAGCGCCCUGAGGCUGGCGGUGCGCGGGGCACCCAGGGUGCGAGGACUGUGCCUGGUCGGCUGCUGCUACCACCUGCUGGAGCGCGGCUUCCCCAUGUCCAAAGAGCUCGGGGCUCGCGGGUGUCGGGACCCGGGCCGCAACGCGCGCAUGCUCGCGGCCCAGUGCGCUGACCGGCGCCAGGAGACCGGCGACACGCUCUUCUGGCGGGCGCUGCUCCAGCUGAUGCUGACGGACGAGGAACGAGAGUCGGGGAAGCGUGUGGGUCGCCUGACCGUGUCGGGAUCGUUCGCAGAUUAUGCGCUGCGGGCACUGCGGAGGCUCGGCCGCGAUGUCGUUGACGAGUCGGCGUUGCGAGCGCAAGCCGAGUGCCUGGAAUGCGAAUACGCGGGGGAACAACGACGCCGGCUUUCGGCUUUCCACCGGCUGCGCGUCGCCUGGGCCGGCUGCAUCGAGGCCCUUUUGCUCCUGGACAGGCUCGUGUUCCUGCUUGAACAGUGGCCGACGGUGGAGGAGGCGCACAUAGUGAGGCUGUUCGACCCAACGCUGUCGCCACGUUGCCACGCUCUCGUGGCACUCAUGCAACAUGUUGGACAGGAUUGAAGCAAGCAUUCCUUCAGUAGCUUUGAUGUGCUUGUGGAGUCGAGGUAAUUGUGCAAGCUGUCUGAAAGAUGCUGGUUACUACAUGGAUUUUUGGUGGAUCGGUGGACAACACUAUUGUUCAAGGUUCUCCAUAGCUGGAAAAAUAACGUCACCAUGUCAGCUAAUGUUCUGAGAUGAAAUACAGGCAGUUUUUGCUGGAGGAAUCUUAAAGCACAAUGGCAGGCUGUAACAUGCACAGAAUACAAAAGUCAUCGGGGUUCUAGCAUAAAGCCUCAAUAUUUGAGCCAUAUGUUGAGGACUAUGUCAAAGCAUUUCUUACAUGCACAUUUGCAUGAACCCAGCCUUCAGUUCAUUACUGGGAAGACAGAGUUGUGCACAUUUCUCACGGCUAUCACAAACUUGGUCCUUUUCUAAGCAUGUGGCCAUUGCUAUAACUUGAGAAGAAACGAGCUGAUCAGUUUGUUAGACUGCGCACCUCAAAUAAGCACAAUGACAUGACAACAGGCAGUGAAUUCCAAGGAUUAGAUUUAGGCCACCUGGAAUAUGCAUGCUGCAAAAUAAAGUCAGCGAAAUGUUCUUGAAAUUAUGCUCAAAUACAGGUCUCCCUUGAACCUGUGGCUUCAGAAUCAGUACAAGAACAUUAGAAUGCCUUCAACAGUAACGGUAGCCAGACAUUACCUUGGGGUGCUUUCCACCCUGCUUUCAUUUCUUAGGAGGGUGUUCACAUGGGACCUACAAAAAAAUAUCCGAGACCCCGACGCCCUCCCCCAACUUCCUUAUUCCCUACUCGCGAUGCCCCCCACCAGAUAAUGCAUAAAAUUAACACAGCCACAAUGGUAAUUUAAUUGAUUGAGCCUAAAAUGCCACAAGGGAAGACCAGGCAACAGCACGUUUUCCUUCUUUUCUGGCCCCUUGGCCGUAUCUCUUAAUUCCUUGCUGUUGGUACUGCAUUUGCAAUGCAGUACCAACUCGCCCAUUCAACACUAGCUGGCAACAUCAUUUGGACGAACUACACAACUGUUUCAGUAUAAAAAAAUGCCUCGUUUGAAAAAAUAGGUGUGCUCUCAGCCUUAUUCGUAAAAGUCAAUAAAUGCCCUCACUUCGGCCUCGGAACCAGGAACGUGGACAGUAUGGAUAAGCUGAAGAGGAACGGUAGUGUGCGAAAUUAUUGCAAGUGAAUUGCUUGUUUGCAGUUUUCUGGCAUCUACAAUAUAUCUUCGCUUAUGCAUUUACACUUCCCAGACUAAUAUUGCAAAAUACAAUAUUGCCCGUUGCUGGGUAUGCACUACACAGUUCCUACAUUCCACACCACCUAAUGUGAAGCCAUAUUAUGUGAGUGUUUUUGUCUGUAAAGAUGCCUCAGACAUUUGUGGUGUUUUGAUGUCCUUUGAGAAGAAACAAGACCUACAGUACUUCCUGUGGAGUUGCAAAGAUGAAAUGCCUAGUCAAAAGAGUCCUCCAGUUUAGCAAUCCCACCAGUGGUGAGCUGAGGCCAUGAAUUGCACUCGCACAAGAAACUUCCUCCAUUCCAUCAGCUCUACUUAACAGAGAAGUAGAGGAUCUAGUCUCAUAUUUAUUAGUGGCGUAGCCCCUUAUCUCAUGAUACUCAUUUUCCCUUGCCCUUGGAAUGAAACAAUAAAGAUGUUUUCAUUGUA
Molecule: messenger RNA, 3215 nt
Organism: Dermacentor silvarum
Lineage: Eukaryota; Metazoa; Arthropoda; Arachnida; Ixodida; Ixodidae
Product: probable methyltransferase-like protein 25
Exons: 2
Coding region: 253-1560 (435 amino acids)
Source: RefSeq, a predicted model, not a curated record